AAUAUUAUCAAUAUCUUUUCACCUUUUUAUCUCUCGGAGAGACCGUGUCGUUAAACUCCCUUCUAUCGUUUCACAAUGAACCUCCUUUUAGAGAAGCAUCCAAAUAAAAAUUACGAGCAAGAUGUGAAGUACGUCACCAAGCAAAGCCACUUUCUUCUACGAAUACUUGGCAUUUGGCCUCUGCUCGACAGAAACUUAUCUGUCGUUGAAACGAUCUGUAAAAUCCUUCUGAUAGUCAUUUGCUGCACUCUCGUGUGCUUCGAGGGCAUCCCCAGUAUGUUGUACUGCAUAUUCAUUACCGAGGAAGAACCGCGUGCCAAAUUGAGGAUGAUCGCUCCUACGAUCUACUCGUUCACCGCACUUGCCAAGUAUGGUGCUUUGAUUGUCUACGAGAACGAGAUCAGGAGUUGCUUAAGGCACAUAAAAAAUGACUGGAAGUUCAUCGCGGUAUUGAACGCGAGGGACAUCAUGAUAGAGAAGGCGAAGACUGGCAGGAGCAUGUUCACUAUUUGUUGUGCCUUCCUGUACUCUGCCGGUCUAUCUUAUCACACGAUCGUGCCGUUAUCCCGGGGAAAAGCUGUUACCCACGAUAACAUUACGAUCAGGCCGCUGGCCUACGCGGGUUAUUUCGUUCUGUUCGAUGAACAGCGCAGUCCUGCUUACGAGAUCGUGUUCUUGCUACAGUUCUUCGGCGGAUUCAUCAUGUAUUCCGUCACGAUCGUGACGUACGGACUCGCUGCGCUGCUCGUCAUGCACGCGUGUGCGCAGAUGAAGAUUUUGAUGAUAUUAAUGGAAGAGCUGGUCGACGAGCGGGAGAAAAAUGCGGAUGAGAAAUUGGCGGCGGUGGUCGAACGUCAGAUAAGGAUACGAAAUUUUCUGUGUCUGGUGGAAGACACGCUGCAAAAGAGUAGUUUGUUUGAAAUAUUAGGGAAUACCAUAAUGAUGUGUUUCGUGGGAUACUGUAUCUUGAUGGAGUGGCAAGAUGGAAAUACCGCGAAUGUGUGUACCUUUCUCGUUGCCCUAGCUUCCGAUACGGUUAAUAUUUUCCUUCUCUGCUACAUCGGCGAAUACAUAACAGCUACUGCAGACGAAGUAGCUUGGAGAACAAGUAAGCUAGAAUGGUAUCGUCUUCCAGCGAAGAGAACUCGUGAUAUGGUAUUGAUAAUAAUUGUAUCGCAUAUUCCGUCCAAGAUUACGGCAGGAAAAUUUAUUGUCCUCUCCUUGAAGACAUUUGGUGACGUGAUGAAAUCAGCAGUUGUAUAUUUCAACAUACUUCGCACAGUUGCCGAUUAAGCACCGAUAAUGAUUAUCGAAAUACAACUUGUUCAUCAUUGAAAUAUUAGAACGUGCAGUAAGUAUGAUUAGAUGAUAAUGUGAGUCUCACGGAAAAUAUGCAGAAUAACGAAGUUUCUCAUAAAUAUUAUAAUAUAUUUAUUUAUGAAAUAUCUAAUAGUGUGUCUUCUGAAACGAGAAAUAAGAUACUUUGCAAAAUAUAUAACUCGAUAAUUUAAUUAUUUAAGUAACUGGCCU
This is a messenger RNA of Vollenhovia emeryi, 1530 nucleotides long. Its product is annotated as odorant receptor 13a-like. Bases 76 to 1293 code for a protein of 405 amino acids. The record is from RefSeq and is a predicted model, not a curated record. The transcript is spliced from 5 exons. Gene Ontology annotation, molecular function: olfactory receptor activity; odorant binding. Gene Ontology annotation, cellular component: plasma membrane. NCBI's taxonomy places the organism in Eukaryota, Metazoa, Arthropoda, Insecta, Hymenoptera, Formicidae. Gene Ontology annotation, biological process: detection of chemical stimulus involved in sensory perception of smell; sensory perception of smell.